UCUCUCUCUCCGCUGUUUUCGCAAAACAAACAUGGCGUCUUGCAGGGACGAAGACAACGUCGGCAUCUCCCAGGACCAAGAAGAAAAGAAAUCAGCAGCGGUAUCGUUUGGUUUUAACAAAACUGUUAGUAAAUUCAAAUCCAGCCGUGAAGGUCCCAUCAAAGAAGAUGAGCGAGAUUAUUUAACCGGAGUUGAUGGGAAAGAAUUGCUCAGUACCAAGCCUCAGAAGAAACCAAAAGAGCUCAUUAUCCCCCUGAUACAGAAGAACCGAUGGUGCAGGCCGGAUAGAGGGGCUGAUGGAGACGAAACUAAACCUCAGACGAAUGUUUCCCAGGAAUCGAAUUCGGUGGAAUCUCAAGCCAUCAAAGAAAUUAUUGAAGAUUCUCAGAGACAGUUGGAGCAGUGGCAGAAUGGCUCACAGGCGGACCCGAACCUCACAAUCCCCCUGCUGAUGCAAAACCAAGCUCCUCAGGGCUUCGAGGACGGAGACCGGGUAAAGGUGGAUCUGCGACCAGAGUCUUCCACAGAGGCAGACUAUGAUAGUGUUCCUGUUGAGGCAUAUGGACUAGCCAUGCUGAAGGGGAUGGGGUGGAAGGCAGGAGAAGGCAUUGGAAGGACAUUUAAACAAGAUGUAAAGCCUAUUGAGAACCAGCUGCGACCCAAGGGUCUGGGUCUGGGGGCAGACCGCUCUGCUGUGAAAGACCUGGAACCCAGUGGGCCCCGACGGCCCCCCAAACCAGGCGAGGAGCAGGGGAAAGAAGAGACCCUUGUACUGGGGCCUGGAGGCUUUGUGUUGGUAGAGAGCGGAGCACAUAAAGACCUGUAUGGGAAGAUAGAAGGAGUAGAUCCAGACAAUGCACGUGUGGUGGUGAAGCUUGCUAUUGGCAGCAAGACUGUCACAAUUAGUCAGUAUGGACUAAAGCUGGUUGAUCGCAAAGAAUAUGAAAAAUACAGCAAAGACCUCAGUCGCCUCAGCAGAGCCCACAAAGAGAAGGAGAAGGAAAAAGAGAGAGAGAAAGAAAAAGAACAGCAGAGGCAGACGGAGAAGGACAGGAAGAGCGAUGACAGAGAGGAGACGGGGAAAUACAGGGAUGAAGGGAAGGAUCAAAGGAAAAGAAAACACCAGGAAUCAAGUCACAAUAGAGAAAAGCCUCCUCUGAAGGAAGCACGAAGGCCCCCUGCUGCCCCCUCAUGGCUUCAGAGAGACCUGAAAGUACGCUUUGUAGACAAGACCUUCAAGGGGGGCCGGUACUACAACUCAAAGAUGCGAGUGGAGGAUGUGUUGACGCCCAACACCUGUGUGUGUCGUACUGAGGAGGGGAGACUCCUGGAUGAUGUGAAACAGGGAAUGUUGGAGACCAUCGUGCCAAAGCGUGACUCUGAAGCCAUCAUGGUUGUACUAGGUGAACAAAAGGGCCAGGUGGGCCGUAUCCUUCAGAGAGACAGGGACAGGUGCAAGGCCAUGGUUCAGCUGGACAGGUAUGAGGAGAAGGUCUUCACCCUGGACUAUGACUCCAUCUGCCACUACCUUGGAGAAGGGGAUCACUAAGAACUUCCUGAUCCCAAGCCCUCACAACCCCACAUCCUCCCCAUGUCUGUAUAGGCUCCUGGUAUAUUAUGUUAUGCUUAUGAAAUCCUACAAAUGACUAAUGUAACUUGCUGUAUUGUACCUUUUGUAAUAAAAUCACGUCAUGCAUA
Osmerus eperlanus (European smelt) is the source of this 1698-nucleotide messenger RNA. It is a transcript of the gene gpkow, whose product is annotated as G patch domain and KOW motifs. NCBI's taxonomy places the organism in Eukaryota, Metazoa, Chordata, Actinopteri, Osmeriformes, Osmeridae. Gene Ontology annotation, molecular function: nucleic acid binding. The transcript is spliced from 11 exons. The coding region runs from base 32 to 1549 and encodes 505 amino acids. Gene Ontology annotation, cellular component: spliceosomal complex. Gene Ontology annotation, biological process: mRNA splicing, via spliceosome. The record is from RefSeq and is a predicted model, not a curated record.